AGCAACAACGGACGGGCCAUGCGGGGGCCGCGCUCCGGGCUCUGCCCGCUCUCCAUCUUCAUCCUCCUCCUCCUCUCCCCGCUCCUGCCGGCGGUCGCCCUGUCCCCGGCCCCGCCGUGCGUCCUCCCGGGGCUGCGCCGCGGGCCGCUCCCCGCACCAGGGAGCUCCGGAGGCUGCGCGGGUCCACACAGGACGGAGGAGCCCGAUGUCGGGGUGCGGGAGGACGGGGGCCCCGUGCGGCUGCUGGGGGUGGGCAGGGCGCUCGCCGUACCCCCCCGGGAUGCCGCUGGCCAGCCAGACCCUGCCCCAAUUCCCGCAGAGAGCAGGCGCUCCCCCCAGGAGCUCCCCAGGGCUCACGCUGCUCUCAGGAGGCAGAAGAGGGACUGGGUGAUCCCCCCCAUCAAGGUUCCUGAAAAUGAGAGGGGCCCCUUCCCCAAGAAGCUGGUUCAGAUCAAAUCCAACCGGGACAGAGACACCAAGAUCUUCUACAGCAUCACAGGGCAGGGAGCAGAUGCGCCCCCCGAGGGCAUCUUCACCAUUGAGAAGGAGUCGGGCUGGAUGAAAGUGACGCAGCCGCUGGACCGUGAGCACAUCGACAAGUACCACCUCUUCUCCCACGCCGUGUCUGAGAACGGGAAGCCGGUGGAGGAGCCGAUGGAGAUCAUUGUGACAGUGACAGACCAGAAUGACAACAAGCCCCAGUUCACACAGGAGGUGUUCAGGGGCUCUGUGCCAGAGGGAGCUCUGCCAGGCACCUCCAUCAUGCAGGUGACAGCCACAGAUGCGGAUGAUGCGGUGGAGAGCUACAAUGGUGUCAUCGCCUACUCCAUCCUCAGCCAGGAGCCACGGGAGCCCCAUCCCCAAAUGUUCACUGUCAACCGGGCCACUGGCACCCUCAGCGUGAUCGCCAGUGGCCUCGACCGGGAGCGUGUGCGGGAGUACACACUGACCGUGCAGGCAGCUGACCUGGAUGGCGAGGGACUGACCACCACAGCGUUGGCCGUCAUCGAGAUUGCCGAUGUCAAUGACAACGCCCCUGAGUUUGACCCCAAAAUGUACGAGGCGGCCGUGCCGGAGAACGUGGCGGGGCGGGAGGUGGCCUGGCUGGCUGUCACCGACCUGGACGCGCCCGGCACGCCGGCCUGGCGAGCCGUGUACUCCAUCCUGCGCGGCAACGACGGGGGUGCCUUUGCCAUCAGCACCGACCCUGCCACCAACGAGGGCAUCCUCCGCACUGCCAAGGGUCUGGACUAUGAGGCCAAGCAGCAGUUUGUGCUCCACGUGGCAGUGGCCAACGAGGUCCCCUUCAUCGUGAAGCUGCCGAUGGCCACAGCCACGGUGACAGUCACUGUGGAGGAUGUCAAUGAGGCCCCGGUGUUUGUGCCGCUGGUGCAGCUGGCCACGGUGUCAGAGGAUGUGCCCCCGGGGCAGACCCUCACCGCCUGCACGGCCAAGGACCCUGACAAGGCGCAGGGCCAGAGGAUCAAGUUCCUGGUGGGGCAUGACCCGGCAGGCUGGCUGGCUGUGCACCCCGAGAAUGGCCUGGUGACCGCGCGGGACCACCUGGACCGCGAGUCCCCCUUCGUCAAGAACAGCACCUACAUGGCCGUGCUGCUGGCCGUGGAUGAUGGCUCACCGCCGGCCACGGGCACGGGCACACUACUCCUCACCCUGCUGGAUGUGAACGACAACGGCCCCGAGGCUGAGCCACGGGACAUCACUGUCUGCCAGCGCAAUCCCCAGCCCCAGCUCCUCACCAUCACCGACCGAGACCUGCCCCCCAACACCGGCCCCUUCCGCGCUGAGCUCACCCACGGCUCGGAGGACGGCUGGGCUGUGGAGGUGGGAGACACAGAUGACACAGUGACACUGCAGCUGGUGGCACCGCUGGAGCCGGACACCUACAGCGUGUACCUGCGGCUGCUGGACCGGCCGGGCAGAGCCCAAGUGACCAUUGUCACCGCACGGGUCUGUGCCUGCGAGGGGCUGGCACAGGGCUGUCCCCAGAGACCCCAGCCUGUCACCGCCCUGCCCUUCGUCCUCGCCACUCUGGGUGCACUACUGGCCCUGCUGUUAAUCCUGCUGCUGCUGCUGCUCUUCAUGAGGAGGAGGAAGGUGACAAAGGAGCCACUGCUGCUGCCUGAAGAUGACACAAGGGACAACAUCUUCUACUACGGGGAAGAGGGUGGCGGCGAGGAGGACCAGAACUAUGACCUGCGGCAGCUGCACCGGGGGCUGGACGCCCGGCCCGAGGUGAUUCGGAACGACGUGGCCCCCACCCUCCUGCCGGCCCCCCAGUACCGGCCCCGCCCCGCCAACCCCGACGACAUCGGCACCUUCAUCGACGAGAACCUGAAGGCGGCCGACACGGACCCCACGGCCCCCCCCUACGACUCGCUGCUGGUGUUUGACUACGAGGGCAGCGGCUCGGAGGCCACCUCGCUCAGCUCCCUCAACUCCUCCGCGUCCGACGGCGACCAGGACUACGACUACCUCAACGACUGGGGCGGCCGCUUCCGCAAGCUGGCCGAGCUCUAUGGCGGCGGCGAGGAGGAUGAUUAGGGACCCCCGGCCUGCUGCUCCUGCCUUAUUGCUGCUUUUGUGCCUUGGGGGGUUCCCCCUGCUGUGCCCCCCACCCCAGCGCAGCCCCCUCACCUCCUCGCCUGCGUUUUUGUGGUUAUUAUCUAUUUUUUAAGGUAUGGAAUGAUGGCGUGUGAUGCUGCGGACAAGGGGAUGGGAGCUGGGUCAGUUUUA
Molecule: messenger RNA, 2754 nt
Organism: Ficedula albicollis (Collared flycatcher)
Lineage: Eukaryota; Metazoa; Chordata; Aves; Passeriformes; Muscicapidae
Gene: CDH3
Product: cadherin 3
Exons: 15
Coding region: 19-2562 (847 amino acids)
Biological process (GO): multicellular organism development; calcium-dependent cell-cell adhesion; homophilic cell-cell adhesion
Cellular component (GO): cytoplasm; plasma membrane; catenin complex
Molecular function (GO): cadherin binding; calcium ion binding
Source: RefSeq, a predicted model, not a curated record